AUGAUUGCCACAGCCGCCGACACCCGGCCCCGCCGCAUCGCCGCCCUUUCGCUUGCCGCCAUCGCCCUCACCUGUUUCGCCGCCGUCUACCACGCCGGCGUGCUUCCUCAACCCGACGAGUUUGGCCGCCAGAAGGACGCCGCCACCUUUCAGGGCGAGGAGAGCUGCAAGUCGCGCAGCGGGCCCAUCCACUCUUUCAUCAACUCCGCGGUCGACAAAGUCGUUGCCAGGGUGCCCGGCUCCAAGAUCUCCGACCUGCCCGUGGAGGCAAACAUCAACGUCGGACCCGUCAAGGUCACCAUCUCCGAGCUCAAGAUCGAGGCGCUGUCGGUCGAGUCGGUCGACUACGACUCGUGCGGCGGCUUGCGGAACGGGCUCAAGGUCCACCUCACCGGCAUCGACCUCGGCGUCGGGCUGCACUACGACGAGCCCGGCAAGUGGGGCCGCGGCGCCGCCAGCGGCGACGCGCGCACCGCCGUCACGGGCACCAUCGACCUCACCAUCUCUGAGCUCUCCGAGGUGACGGAGCGGGCGAGCGCGCCGCCGACGUCUCGAAGCUUCCGCUUCCGAUCGGCAGAUCCCCGCUUCGGCCCGCUCGGCUGUGAGACGAAGAGAGGCGGCCGUAUGGCCCACGUCGAGAUCUCCGGCGCGGAGGGCUCCAAGCUCGAGGGCAAGGGCGGCUCUUUCGAGGGGCUGGUCGCGAUGCUCAACAGUGCGCUCGCGGCGCUCCAGGACAAGAAGCCAAAGAUCCUCGGCUGA
This is a messenger RNA of Emiliania huxleyi CCMP1516, 759 nucleotides long. RefSeq lists its product as hypothetical. The record is from RefSeq and is a predicted model, not a curated record. Bases 1 to 759 code for a protein of 252 amino acids. The transcript is spliced from 6 exons. Lineage: Eukaryota; Haptophyta; Isochrysidales; Noelaerhabdaceae.